AUGACCUAUGUGUUCAUAUCCUGUAUCUCUCCCACAGUGUUAGCCAGUGACUGUGACUCGGGGUUGAAUGCAGAACUCACUUACUACACUCUAAGCCCAGACUUCAGCAUUUCAGCCCACGGCACCAUCUUCCCUGUGGGCCGUCUGGACUACGAGAGGCCCAACCACCUGUAUGAGUUUGUGGUGAUGGCAGUUGAUAAUGGGGAGGAGCCUCACUCUGGUACCGCCACCAUCCGCCUCCGCAUGGCCAAUGUCAACGACCAGGCCCCCGAAUUCUCCCAGACUGUGUGA
Oncorhynchus mykiss (rainbow trout) is the source of this 291-nucleotide messenger RNA. The record is from RefSeq and is a predicted model, not a curated record. Lineage: Eukaryota; Metazoa; Chordata; Actinopteri; Salmoniformes; Salmonidae.